Plasmodium gallinaceum is the source of this 762-nucleotide messenger RNA. Its product is annotated as conserved Plasmodium protein, unknown function. The transcript has a single exon. The record is from RefSeq and is a predicted model, not a curated record. The coding region runs from base 1 to 762 and encodes 253 amino acids. Lineage: Eukaryota; Apicomplexa; Aconoidasida; Haemosporida; Plasmodiidae.
AUGAAUAAAAAUAAAAUAGUUAUUACUUUAUUUAAAAAUAUAAAAUGUUUUAAAUAUUUAAGUAUAAGUAAAAGUUACUUUCAUAUAUUAUUUACAAAUGAAAAUAAGGGAAAUAAAUUUUUAAAUUUCAAAAAUAUGACAGAUUUUGAAAAUAAAAAAAUUGUAUUAUUAGACAUUGAAUCAGAAAAUAGAAAUAUAAGAAAAAAAAUAAAUAGAACAUUUAUAGGAAGUAUAUUAUUAUCAUCAAUAACUAUAUGUUUGAUUGAAUUAAAUUUAAUAUACAAUAUUUAUGGAUAUAUUGUUUCAGUGGGUUUAAUAAUUUUUUUUACAAUUUACUUACUCUUUUAUAAUUCACUUAUAUUAAGAGCAGUAUUAGAUUAUGAAAAUAAAAAUUUGUUAUUAUAUCCUUUUACAUUAUUAAAAAGAAAUAAUUUGAAAAAACAAAUUAUUAUAUCACUUCAUGAAAUAAAAAAAAUAAACAAACUUAAAAAAUACAUUCAACUUCAUUUAAAAAAGGAGAAAUCAGUGUCCAUUUUUAAUUUUAUUCCUUUACAUAUACCAAGAUACAAUUGUGCUAAAACAAGUUUACCCAAAGAAAAUAAGAAAGAUAUCUUAUAUUCUUAUGAUUUUAAUAAUCUAAAUAUUUCUGUUUUUAAUCAAAAAAGGAGUAAAAUAGAUGUCCCAAAUAUUAAAAAAAAUAUAGAAGGUUAUCCUUUAAAUUUAAUAGAAGAAAAUAAAUUAAUAUCUUUAUUGAAAUUAUGA